GCUCACGUUCCCUGGCUACAUACCAUCAGCACGACCUUCUUCAUGAGAGACCAACGUGAAACUUUUCAGUGUUCUAUAGAUUUGUUCAUCCUGCCAGCCAGACGACGAUACCAAAUAUAAACAAUUGUAGCGACUGAACUCCAGAAGCGACUGAAGUUCAGAAAAAACUAUUUUGUAGCCUAAAUUUUAAGACACCAUGACUUAAACUUUUUCCGUGGAGAUAUUUCAAUAAUACUUGCAUAAAGUGUGUUGUUUGUGAGGCGUACAGUGUUUCGACACCAUGCCCUGUACCAACAAUCUCAUUUGGGAUAUUAGGAAACGCACCAUCGGUUCCAACAAAAUAAACAACUUUACAAGGAGUAACUACUUAGGAAGAAAAGAGUUUGUUCAAAGGCUGAAACUUGAAGCCACUCUUGAUGUACACGAGGGCUCUGUCAAUACGAUAUGCUGGAACAGCACAGGAGAAUACAUCUUAUCUGGAUCAGAUGAUGACAGACUGGUCAUCACGAACCCAUAUAGCCGGAAAGUCAAGGCAUCCAUUACAUCAUGGCAUCGAUCCAAUAUCUUCAGUGCCAAGUUCCUGCCCCAAACCAACGACAGAAUGAUUGUGUCUGCAGCAGCCGACGGCAAGAUCUUCCUCACCAACGUAGAGAGGGGUUCCAACAUGGACCCUGUGUUGCAGUACCACUGUCAUAACGGUGCCGCCUACGAGAUAUUGACGGUACCUAGUGACCCUCAUUCUUUCCUGUCCUGUGGAGAGGAUGGAACAAUCCGGUGGUUUGAUGUCCGAGUUUCUCCUGGCUGCUGGCAAACUAACUGUAAAAAGGACAUCCUGAUUGACUGUCGGCGAGCAGUAACGUCCAUGGCCAUAUCCCCUGUGGAAUCCUUCUAUCUGGCUACUGGCUGCUCUGACAGCUCAGUCCGUAUCUAUGACAGGAGAAUGCUGGGUACCAUAGCAACAGGUUUCCAGACAGGAAGCGGGGUGGCAGGAAUGUGUGCGAGGUUUGUACCGAGGCACCUGCUCAACAAGUCAUGUCGCGUGACCUCAUUGGCCUACAGUAGGGACGGCAGGGAGGUGCUAGCCAGCUAUGCCUCAGACUAUCUCUACCUGUUUGACCCUAAAGAUGACAAGGGACGCGAGCUGAAGGGACCGUCACAGGAUAACAAGAAGGAGACUCAGCAGAAGCGUCUGCGUCUGAGAGGAGACUGGUCAGACACUGGACCUCUGUCACGGCCAGAGAGCGAGAGGGAGAGGGACGGAGAGUCCAGGCCUGGAGUGUCUCUGAUGCAGAGGAUGUCAGACAUGUUGUCACGCUGGUUUGAGGACGCCAGCGAGGCCCAGAACAACAGAGGAGCCCGUCCACAGCCACGACCCAGGGUAGACCCUGCAGCAGCUCCUCAAGGUAGUGGGCUUCACCAGGAGGCUGUGGUGCUAGGGAAUCCAGCCCCGUCUCAACCAACAUCAACAGCCAGCUUCUCCUCCUCCAUGGAGAGCCCGAGGAGCCGUAGGAGUGGCAUGGGGACAGGAAGUCUCCAACCAUCUCCUGGGGAGCCAGUCCUGAGUCUGACAUACAGCGACCAGGGGGAACCCCCGCGGGUCAGGAGCCCAGAGCAGGUGUCCGACACCAGGCAGAUCUCGUCCCUCAGCCAGUCGGAGGUGGAGGGCAUGGGAGAGGAGCCCACACCACAGCCCCCUGGGGAAUGGAUGCAAAGAUUUAAUUUGAGAGGAUCAGAAUUAGGGGAAAGAGUACUCAGACAUGUUGUAUAUCCUUCCGAAAGGCGCUCUGCUGCUGCGCGGAUCCAGGAGAUUUUUCGGCGGCGGAAAGAGAAGAAGGAGUUGGCGGAUUGCGAGACUCGCCGUAUCGGGAAGCCCUCAGUAGAAAAGGUCUACAAGGGCCACCGUAAUUCCAGGACUAUGACCAAUCAGUGUUGUUUCUGGGGUGACCAGUUUGUGCUGAGCGGCUCAGACUGUGGUCAUAUCUUCAUCUGGGACAGAGAGACAGGGGAACACCUAAUGCUGCUGGAGGCAGACCAGCACGUUAUCAACUGUCUGCAGCCACACCCCUACGAACCACUGUUAGCCACAUCAGGGAUAGAUUCCAACGUCAAGAUCUGGUCACCGAUGGAGGAAUCCCCAUCAUUCAACAGAGUACUCGCUGAAGAGGUGACCUUCCGUAAUGAACUGAUGCUGGAGGAGACCAGGAACACCAUCACUGUACCUGCCUCAUUCAUGCUGAGGAUGCUGGCCCAACUCAACCACUCCAUCACAGCAGAGUCUGAGGACAAUGAGGAAGACGAGUAGCCCUAUCCUUCGCUUCCACACUGGGCUGUUGAAUGUGUGAAGUAGAAACAUAUUAUCUCAUUGGAUUCACUUUGUGGCCAUUAUAGUGGUAAUGUUACCAUAGGGACUGGAGUAUUGGACCUCACCUAGUGUAGGUUAUAGAACACUAGAAGAGGUUGUGUUAAAUAAAUAUAGUUUAUAUUCAGAUGUAGAUCAGGGAAUGUUUUCUACCUAUUUCUAUAUUUUGUUCAGGUGUCCAGCCUCUCCGUCUGGCUAUGAGAAGUGUUCUCUCGAUGGUUUCUCGUUAUUCUCCUCUGUACUUUGUGAACCUCAGGCCUUUUUGUGACAAGUCACAUCUUACUUUGUGGCUUUUCCUGAUACUCUGCAACGACGGCUUCAGUUCUGACUGUUGUCAAUGUGCUUGUUUACCAAAGAGAAUGUGUUUCAUUUAAGAAUUUACCAAUGUUUAAAAAAAUUAUAUUUGCUUGAAAUAAAUCACCCUGUUCUUC
This is a messenger RNA of Oncorhynchus masou masou (cherry salmon), 2790 nucleotides long. Its product is annotated as DDB1- and CUL4-associated factor 6-like. Gene Ontology annotation, cellular component: Cul4-RING E3 ubiquitin ligase complex; cytoplasm. Lineage: Eukaryota; Metazoa; Chordata; Actinopteri; Salmoniformes; Salmonidae. The record is from RefSeq and is a predicted model, not a curated record. Bases 281 to 2302 code for a protein of 673 amino acids. Gene Ontology annotation, biological process: positive regulation of transcription by RNA polymerase II. Gene Ontology annotation, molecular function: protein binding. The transcript is spliced from 15 exons.